CAUCGCUUCCAAUGGCUUCCGCCUUCUUCUUCGCUCCGACAAAGGCCAUCUCUUCCUCUUCCAGCAUGCUAAGAUGCGCCUUGUUCAAUCCAGCAGGCGAAAGUCGGCGGCGUGACUCUGUCAAAGCCGGCGUUGCCACUGAGUCGCCUCCGUCCGUCAUCAACGACCUAGUCGCGCCGCCGGUCGUACCCUCUGAGCCCGUCGUCACCGGACGUGGCGCCGGCAAGCUCGCCGCGUGGAGGAGCAUCCGGAAGGAGCGGUGGCAGGGCGAGAUGGCCGUCGAGGGAGACAUCCCACUCUGGCUGGAUGGCACGUACUUACGGAACGGCCCUGGCUUGUGGAACAUCGGCGACUACGACUUCCGGCACCUGUUCGACGGCUACGCCACGCUGGUCCGCGUCAGGUUCGGGCAGGGCCGCGCGGUGGCGGCGCACCGCCAAAUCGAGUCGGAGGCGUACAAGGCGGCGAAGAAGAACCGGCGCCUCUGCUAUCGCGAGUUCUCCGAGGUGCCCAAGCCGGACAGCUUCCUCUCCUACGUGGGCGAGCUCGCCAGCCUCUUCUCCGGCGCGUCGCUCACCGACAACUCAAACACCGGUGUCGUCGUACUCGGCGACGGCCGCGUCGUCUGCCUCACCGAGACCAUCAAGGGGUCCAUCCAGAUCGACCCAGACACGCUGGAGACUCUUGGGCGGUUCGAGUACGAGGACAAGCUCGGCGGCCUCAUCCACUCCGCCCACCCCAUCGUGACCGAGUCGGAGUUCCUGACGCUGCUGCCGGACCUACUCCGGCCGGGCUACCUGGUGGUGCGGAUGGAGGCGGGGAGCAACGAGCGCAAAGUGUUGGGCCGCGUCAACUGCCGCGACUCCGUGCCGGCGCCAGGUUGGGUCCACUCCUUCGCCGCCACCGACCACUACGUGGUCGUGCCGGAGAUGCCCCUGAGGUACUGCGUCCAGAACCUACUCCGCGCCGAGCCUACCCCGCUCUACAAGUUCGAGUGGCACCCGGAUUCCGGAAGCUACGUCCACAUCAUGUCCAAAGCCACCGGAAACAUUGUGGCAAGCGUCGAGGUCCCUCCUUUCGUGACCUUCCAUUUCAUCAACGCGUACGAGGAGGUCGACUCGGAGGGAAGGAUCACCGGAAUCAUAGCCGACUGCUGCGAGCACAACGCAAACGCCGACAUCCUCGAGCUGCUUCGCCUGCAGAAUUUGAGAUCAUCCGCCGGCCUCGAUGUCUUGCCCGACGCAAGGGUGGGAAGGUUCAGAAUUCCAUUAGACGGCAGCCCAAAAGGGGAGCUGGAAGCGGCACUGGACCCAGAGGAGCACGGCAGGGGAAUGGACAUGUGCAGCAUCAACCCGGCCUACCUCGGCAAGAAGUACAGAUACGCCUACGCCUGCGGAGCCAAUCGCCCCUGCAACUUCCCCAACACCCUCACCAAGAUCGAUUUGGUGGAGAAGAAGGCGAAGAACUGGCACGAGGAAGGUGCGGUGCCAUCGGAGCCGUUCUUCGUGGCACGGCCAGGCGCCACUGAGGAAGAUGAUGGGGUGGCGAUCUCCAUCGUGAGUGACAAGAACGGAGAAGGGUACGCGUUGGUGCUGGACGGCAGCAGCUUUGAGGAGGUAGCACGAGCCAAAUUCCCCUACGGACUUCCCUAUGGCUUGCACGGAUGUUGGGUUCCAAACAAGUAGAGUAACCCGACGACCUGCAUGCUGUCCGUAGAUUGUGGCUGUAAGAAUACUGGGAAACAGCAAUAAGGCACUCCACCUGCUGUAUACCGUAUGAAUACAUUAGAAACAAGGAACAAUAAUGUGCUGACUGCCAUUUGAAUGAAUUCGUCAGUGCACUGAGUGUAGUGGAAGAAUUGGUUCAGGUUUCUUACAGGGUACACAAAUUGCAGCAUUUCGUUGCAGGGUAGGGAAUAUUGGUUGUGUGGAUGUGGAAAUCUGUAUAGACGACCCAGCCUUUUUAAUGAAGAUAAAUAAUAGUAUUUGGUUUUCAGGUGUUAA
Molecule: messenger RNA, 2003 nt
Organism: Zingiber officinale
Lineage: Eukaryota; Viridiplantae; Streptophyta; Magnoliopsida; Zingiberales; Zingiberaceae
Product: carotenoid cleavage dioxygenase 8 homolog B, chloroplastic-like
Exons: 6
Coding region: 12-1685 (557 amino acids)
Biological process (GO): carotene catabolic process
Cellular component (GO): chloroplast
Molecular function (GO): carotenoid dioxygenase activity
Source: RefSeq, a predicted model, not a curated record